AGGUUGGACCAAAUGAUGUCUCCUCCAUGAUACGAUCUAAUUCUUUCAUUUUUCUUGUGUUUCCCCCCUUCUAUUACUCCCCCACUCAACAAAAUUCUUGUUCCCCUUCUGAUCUCUUCACUCUGCUACCUCCAAAACAUUUACCUAAUUUGUUUUCUUUGUUAAAUCUAAUAAUCUUGAAGAGAUCGAUCAUAUGUCAAGUAGUAAAGGCAAGGAUGUUCAUGAAGGAUCAUCAUCAAAUUCCUCUUCUUCUUCCUCAGCUCUAAUCGUUGUUGUUGACGAUCACAAUCAUCAUCAACAACAACAACAGUUUGAACGAGGAGAUGAGCAAGCAGCACCAACAUCGUCAGUAGUAGGCGCACCAGUGAUUAGUCGGUACGAGUCACAAAAGAGGAGAGAUUGGUACACUUUUGGGCAAUAUUUGAGGAACCAAAGGCCACCAUUGGCUAUAUCACAAUGCAAUUCAAGUCAUGUAUUGGAAUUCCUGAGAUAUCUAGACCAAUUUGGGAAGACAAAAGUGCAUUUAAAUGGGUGUGGUUUCUUUGGAGAACCUGAGCCAGCAGGGCCUUGUACUUGCCCUCUUAGACAAGCUUGGGGCAGCCUUGAUGCUCUUAUUGGUCGCCUUAGAGCUGCUUAUGAAGAAAAUGGAGGCUCAUCAGACACUAAUCCAUUUGCUAGUGGUGCUAUUAGGGUUUAUUUAAGGGAAGUUAGGGACUCUCAAUCCAAGGCCAGAGGAAUCCCAUAUAAGAAGAAGAAGAAAAAGAAGAUUCCAAUUAACACUCAUCAACAAGGAGCCUAAGAGAAGGAGUAGUGAGCAGUUGAUGUGUUUUUGGAGGGUCUCUCAGUUGCAAUAUGGAUAUUUGAUCUCAAAAUUAAACAACACCACAUGCAUGCAAAAAGCUCUUUUGAGUUAAAAGUAAUUUUAAUUAAGUUGUUUUUCUUUAAUCUUUCCUUAUACCUUUAAGCAUUGUGGUCUCUUUUUUUUCUAUCAUAUUUUGGUUCUUCGAAUUGGAGUUUCAGCACAGCCAAUUUCUGGAUCAAAUAUGGGUAUGUCAUUGCAAAAUUACUCUCUCUUUUUUAUUGCCUUUUUAAUUCAUAGAGAUUUUGUGUCAAUUUUAUUAUUAUAUAUAGUUAUUAUUCAGCAUGGAUUAUGUAUUUCUUUCAUUACUUAAUCUCAUUCCUUUUUCAAUAUA
Messenger RNA from Cucumis sativus (cucumber), 1193 nucleotides. RefSeq names its product protein LIGHT-DEPENDENT SHORT HYPOCOTYLS 10. The record is from RefSeq and is a predicted model, not a curated record. Lineage: Eukaryota; Viridiplantae; Streptophyta; Magnoliopsida; Cucurbitales; Cucurbitaceae. Gene Ontology annotation, biological process: response to light stimulus; mRNA transcription. The transcript is spliced from 2 exons. The coding region runs from base 194 to 799 and encodes 201 amino acids. Gene Ontology annotation, cellular component: nucleus.